This is a messenger RNA of Nezara viridula (southern green stink bug), 3346 nucleotides long. The record is from the annotation of a GenBank genome assembly. NCBI's taxonomy places the organism in Eukaryota, Metazoa, Arthropoda, Insecta, Hemiptera, Pentatomidae.
GUAUUAUAUUAGUUCUAAUAACUACAGAUAAAUUUUACACAGAUAUAACAACCUUAAAUAUUGCAAUACUGGCUGUAGAAUUUCCAACAUAAAGUCCAAAAGUAUUAGCCAUCUUAACAAACGUUGUAUCAACAGCAAAAAAAGAGCGAGUAAUAUAAACUUUUAACGAGAUUUAUUACACACACAUACAAUAUUUUUAUGAUUGAUCUUAACAAGAUUACUAAGUUUUAACGGAAAUGUCUCUUAUUAUCAUCCACCGAAAAGUUUGAGAGCGCUAACCACAUGACAUGGAUGAGGAGGUUUUACUUGUUUAUCGUUGAAACCAGGUAUUACCUUCCUUCAGAGUAGUAGUACAUGUGCUUAGGUUUGGAGGGAAGACAAAGUUUGUUUUGCUGUUUUUCAUCUUCUUUUUUUUAGAUAAAACUUUGUUCAUGGUUUUGUUUUAUUUUUAUUGUUUAAAAUAUUUAGCAGUGGCUGUUAUUAAAAAUCGCUUUGUUAAUGUGACCUUUGUUAAACCCAAAAAGUUUUUAUGACUGAUUCUUGUGAAGGGAUUAAUUUUUAUGUACCAGGAUUUAUUAGAAGUACGUUUAAAGGGCUUUUAUUACCUGGACAAAAAUUGGAAGAGAUUUUUGACCAAAUAGGUGGUUUGAUAUUCGAAGGCUCAAAUGAGAUUAAACCUGAUGAAACAGUUUGGGAUUCAAAAACCAUGACAUUAAAUAGUAAGAAACCAAGAACAUUAGAUAUGUUUUUUAAAAAAGUUGUUAAGACAGAAGUUGAAUCUGAUGUGGACUCAAACUAUUCUAGAAACAGUAUUAGUGGGUCAGUAUUAGACAAUUCUAGUAUAAUUAAUAGGAUUAAGAGGAGUCCAGAUAGCACAGCACAAAAGUCAUCUUCUAGUAAGAAGGUAGCAGAUACACCCUCCAAAAAAUUGAAAUCUAAAAGCAAUAAAUCCAAAAGUCAUCAGCACUCUGUAUCCUCAUCUGAAGAUGAAUCUACUGGACAGACUGGUAGAAAUUCUCCUACCUAUUCUGUUGACUUAUUCGCUGAAGAUAUUCAGAAUAGUUCUCAACAACCUCAUAAAAUUAAUGCUGAACUCUCCUUGUCAGAUGAAGAAAUCACUCCGUCUUCACAAGUCCAUAAAAGUUCCGGUCAAACUUCUUUGAAGAAAUCCAAUAGGCAAGAUAGCCUGGACAGAGAAAUAUCAUCAUCCUCAUCAGAAGAGGAGAGUGAACAGCCUACUUUGUCCAAGUUAGAUUCCAUAAAAACUAGUAUGAAAAAUAUAAAAGAGGUUUUCUCGCAAAUCGAAAGUAAUACUGAAAAAUUUAGUUUUGGAGAUCUGACUAAAGAUGAUGAACUUUAUAUUCUGCAAUGUCCUAGUGAGAUUGAUUGCAAAAAGUUUGAAGGAGUUGAAUUAACUCUAGAAGGGAAUUCAGUUAUUUCUAUUGAUGGAGAUAGUAAAUAUGAUUGUUUUUCUAUUAAAGAAAAAUCAAAGCGCUGUUUGUAUGUUGCACUUCCUGAUUCAAAUGAACAAGGAAUGAAAUUAGGCGUUUUUCAAUUAUCUGGCAACAUUAUUUUAUCAGAAAACCUUGGCAUUCCAUACACCAAACCCAUCGAAGAUAAUGAUUAUGAACACCAAGAUGUACCGGAAAGUAAAGAACUAAAAAAACAAAAGAAGAAUAAAGAUGAUAUACAAAGUGAUGUAAGUUUGGAAAUUAGUAAUACUUCCCUGAAUGAAAACUUUCCUAGCCAGCAUGAUCUUAAGAAGAAGAAGAAGAAGAAGAAGCAUAGGAACACUGAUGAUACCUUAAGUGAUGAAACAGCUGCAACUGAAUGUUUUAGUAAGGAUGUUAAUGACGUUUUGAACCAGCUUGCUUCAAAGAAGAAAAAAAGUAGUGAUAUGAACUCCAGGUUUUCAGAAUCCGAUAACGUAAAAACAGAAUAUGAACAUACACAAAUUAUUCCUGAUACUGAGGACCAGGAAACACCUAUGAAAUCAAAAAAGAAGAAAAAAAGAAGAGCUGAAGGUACAGAACUGAACUCCAGUAUUUCAGACUUUAGCAAAACUAAUAUUGUAAAAACUGACUGGGAAGAUUCCGAAAUUAUUCCAGAUACACAGGAUCAGGGAACACUAUCAAAAAUAAAAAAGAAGAAAAACAGAAGUACAGAAGGUACAAACUGGGAAGAUUCACAAAUUAUUCCAGACACACAGGAUCAGGAAACACCUUCAAAAAUAAAAAAGAAGAAAAAAAGAGGCAUGGAAGAUACAGAUUUGGACUCCAGCUUUUCAAAUAAACUUCAACUUGUGAAAGCUGAGUGGGAAAAUUCGCAAAUUAUUCCUGACACACAAGAUCAGGAAACACCUUCAAAAAUAAAAAAGAAGAAAAAAAGAGAUACAGAUUUGGACUCCAGCUUUUCAAAUAAACUUCAACUUGUAAAAGCUGAGUGGGAAAAUUCACAAAUUAUUCCUGACACACAAGAUCAGGAAACACCAUCAAAAACAAAAAGGAAGAAAAAAAGAAGUAAUGAAGAUACUGACUUGGACUCCAGCUAUUCAAAUAAACUUGUAAAAACUGACUGGGAAGAUUCACAAAUUAUUCAGGAAACCCCUUUGAAAGUGAAGAAGAAGAGAAGAGACAAGGGAGAUACUACUCAAGAUGAAGCAACUGAAAGUGAAUUUUUUAGUGAAAAUGUUACAGAUGUGUUGAAUAAGCUUGUUACAAAGAAAAAAAAGAAGAAGCAUUAUAGUUUAGGAAGUAAUGAGGUAACAGACUACGAAUCAGAGUUUGAGAAAUCGUUAAAAAUAAAAAGAGAAAGGGAAGAAUCUCAAGUCAUCUCUGAUUUCCAAGAAACACCUUCAAAGUCUAAAAAGAGAAGCAGGAAAGAUGUCGAAGAUUCAGAAGAGUUUUCUAAAGAAUAUGUCCCAAUAAAAAAAAAGAAGAAAAAAUAUAGUCAUUCAGGAAGUCAAGAUAUGCUCUAAACUCUGAACAGUAUAUGUAUAUAUGUUUUCAUGUUUUAAAAUAACUGAGUGUUAUUAACAUGUUUAAACCAUUUAUAUUACAUAUUCUGAGACUUUUUUUUUGUUAAAUUAUCUUCAAUUACUUUUACAUUUGAUUAAUGUACUUUAAAGUAAUUCGUAUAUGAAUUAUUAACAUUAGUUAUGUAAAUAUUCUGGUUUUUUUGUUGUUUUAUCAUUGAACCUAUUUUAAGCAUUAUAACAUAUUUUGUAAAUCCAAUUUUUUUGAUUUGUUUUAGUUUUGUACAGCCAUGUAAAUAUACAAACUAGUACUAUAUAAAUUUUAUCAUGUAUGUUCAACUAUAAUUGUAAAUAAAUCAUUUUAUAAAAAUA